Dermacentor andersoni is the source of this 2031-nucleotide messenger RNA. RefSeq names its product innexin shaking-B-like. NCBI's taxonomy places the organism in Eukaryota, Metazoa, Arthropoda, Arachnida, Ixodida, Ixodidae. The record is from RefSeq and is a predicted model, not a curated record. Gene Ontology annotation, molecular function: gap junction channel activity. Gene Ontology annotation, cellular component: gap junction; plasma membrane.
CCACACAAAUUAAAGCAAAUUUCAGACACCAAACACCGUACAUUGCAAAUUUUGAAAUGUUCCAGCACUGUUUCUACUUAUUAUUUUUUUAAAUAGCAGCCCCCGCCACAUGAAUUAUUGAUACGUCCGACAAUAUAUCGAAACGACAAACCUUUACUGGACGUCGCUUCACGAAUAAAUGACAGUAUAUCCAAGAAUGGCGCGUCAAACAAAAUAUUCGGAAACUGAUAGCAUCGCAGUGAUGCGUUCUCGCAUGCCGUCUUGUGAAGGGCAGAACUCUCCUCGCUUCUGUCUGUUUGUCGUAAAAAUACGAUAGGUUUUCACUUACGCAGAACGCACCGUGUAUUCCCUCGCACCGCGUAUGCGUGUUAACUUCAAUCUAAUUUUGAAAAUUGUCCUCUUGACUGUGCACGCGGCGACGUAUGUAUAUUAUUAUUUUUUUUGUCAUAUUUACCUCUCUGUGGCACCGGGCUCCUGAGGCUGCCAGUGGACAGUCGUAGCGUCCACACAGCGUUCCUCAGACACCAGCGUGCGCGCAUGUGACCAGCUAUAAGCGCGUUCGGCUUUCGUGCUGUCUAGCGCACCCGGCCGCGCUGGCACGCGACAUCAGUGACAGCGUUCCAGCGUGGCCAGAGUUGGCGCUCGCUCACGUGGCGUUCGAUCACUCGGUGGCGAGCACGAGCUGGCCGACGCUGUCAUCCCGGCCACGUUACUUGUCUUCGAACACUUCCUGUCCCGAUCGAGAACUUCCGACGAAUUCGAAACAUGCUUCACUUCCUGGGCAACUUGCGGAAGCUCUUCAGGGCGCGCAAGGUGAACACCGACGGCAAUGUCUUCCGCCUGCACACCGUCGUCACGGUGGCCAUUCUGAUGGCCUUCGGCACGAUCCUCACCACCAGGGAGUACGUGGGGACGCCCAUGGACUGCCACUGCCCGACGGUUCCCAAGAGCGUGGUCGACUCCUUUUGCUGGGUCGAGUCCACGUUCAGCUUUCGCCCCCUUUUCAAUGCGUCGUACAACGGAAGCUUCGUCUAUCCUGGCGCCGGCCACAAGCCUCCGGGAAGCGGACUCGGAGACCGCAAGUACCACACGUACUACCAGUGGGUCUGCUUCCUCAUGUUCGCGCAGGCGCUGUGCUUCUACGUGCCCCGCUGGUUCUGGAAGGCCUGGGAAGGUGGCAAGGUGCCCGCCAUCGUCGCCGCGCUCGACAUCCGCUCGGCCGUGACGCAGGACAGCGCCGAAGUUCGGUCGCAGAUGGUCGACUUCCUGGUGCUCAACAUGAACCACAACCGCUGCUAUCUGGCCAAGUACCUGCUGUGCGAAGUGCUCAGCGUCGUCAACAUCGUCGCCCAGGUGGCCUUCACCGACUACGUCCUGGGAGGUGGAUUCCUGACCUACGGCUGGGAUCUGGUCCGCUGGCAUCGCGGCGAGGGCCGCGACUUGGUGAGUCCGGCGGUGAUGGCCUUCCCCAGGAUCGCCAUGUGCACCUUCCUCAAGUACGGCCAGUCGGGAACGAUCGAGAACCGAGAGGCCAUCUGCGUCCUCCCGCUCAACAUCAUAAACGAGAAGGUCUUCGCGUUCCUCUGGUUCUGGUACGCGACCCUGCUGUUUGCUGGCGUGUUGGCCGCGUCCUAUCGCGUGCUGCUCCUGGUGAACGCGCCGCUCAGGCGCCGCCUGCUCAGCUGGCGCUACCCGGACAGCCAGCGCAUCUCGACCGUCGUGUCGGCCAUGUCGGCCGGCGACGUCUUCCUCCUCAGCCUGGUGGGGCAGAACGUGGACUCGCUCGUCUUCAGCCAGCUGGUGGCGGAGCUGUCGCGCCGGUUGGUCAAGGUGCCCGCAGUCGUGCUGCCAUCAGCCCCGCUGCCUCACUGAGAGAGGCAGUCCAACAAGUGCUCACUAGUUGACCUUUCCCGGCCGUGCGGGUAUUAUGUGGGAGAACGCGCCUCCCUCAUUGUUUUGUUUAGAGUGAUCCUUUUUUCUGUUUUUUGUUUUGUCAGGCUGAUGAUAAAAUGCUUUCAUGUGUGCCACUCA